UGCACUUGCACAUCCGUGUAGGAUACUCCCCGACAGGAAACAACAACCUGCAAAGUCAGAAGGCGCCUCUUCUCUGGUUGGCAUCCAGAUCGCUCCCAUCUGUGUCUGGCAUAAACCCGGUGCGCGCUGCUGCUGCCUCUUGUUCCAAGACUAAUUUAAGACAGCGCUUUGAACCCCGUGCCAUAGUGUACUGGAGCUGAGUGUUGUGAAUGUGUUAGGUGCGCUGUUUAGCCACUCCGCAGAGCCUGAGAAGAGUUUAAUCGCAGCGCUACACCAACAAACAAGGCGUUUGGAGUUGUUUUCUAUUUACCAAGAGGACUGUGAGGCAGGAUCUCAGCAUGGAUACAGCCAGCGACUCUAUCGGGGAAAGUAAGCCGGUGUGUCAGUGUGCUCCAAAGUCCGCGGUCCAGCGGUGGCUUCCAGGUUUUCCCAUCGCUCUGUGCAUGCUGAUGUCCCUGAGCUCCAUCACCGUGUGUCUUCUGAUGAGCCUCAAGACCCACCAGCUGGAGAACCGACUGCAGAUGGAGAUGGACAAAGCGUCCAUCUUCCAGCCGCCGCACAGGGCUUGUCUUAACGAGGAUGGGACCCUAAUUCCUGAGCUGAGCACUUCAGUGGGGAGGCUCGUGGAAGAGAAAGUGGGGGUGCUGAUGCCGAAAUCAAGGACGACUAGGGAUGCUGGCCAAGAGUGCUCCUGUCCUCCAGGGCCUCCAGGAAAGCGUGGAAGAAUGGGAAGAAGAGGCGAACCUGGACCUCCUGGCAAGGCUGGACGGGAUGGAUACCCGGGUCCUCUUGGCCUGGAUGGGAAACCUGGUUUUCCAGGUCCCAAGGGAAGCCAGGGACCAGCUGGACCCAAGGGAGAAAAGGGUGACCAAGGAGACAUUGGGCCAAGGAUGGUCUUCCCCAGAUAUGACCAUGGUUUUCUCUCUGGAGAGCAGUCCAGUAGCUUUCAGAGACGCUUUCUGAAGGGUGACCAAGGCCAGGCUGGACCCGCUGGUCCUCCCGGUCCCCCAGGCCCCCCUGGCCCCCGAGGCCCCCCUGGGAACACAGGCAAGGAUGGCCCACGUGGCCCUGCUGGCGAGCCGGGUUUUCCAGGUCGUGAUGGUGUAGAGGGGCCACAAGGAUUGCCUGGGAAGCCGGGAGAAGAUGGUGAGCCCGGAUAUCCAGGACCACAGGGUCCUCCAGGAGCGAAGGGCGAGGCAGGUAUGGGAGAAAAAGGAGAAAGAGGCAUGGAUGGACUCCCAGGAUUCAAGGGGGACAAAGGGGAAUCAGGAGAGCAAGGGCCACAGGGACCCAUGGGUUAUCCCGGCGAAAAAGGCGCCACAGGCUCCUCAGACAUCAUCGACUUCAACGGGAAGCUUCUAGAUGCUUUCCAGGCCAUCAACACCAUUAGUGUUUCGGGCCCACCUGGACCACCUGGACCCUCAGGCCCUUCAGGAGAAAAGGGUGAACUUGGUUUACCUGGGCCUGCAGGAGUCGAUGGGGAGAAGGGACCUAAAGGUGACAUGGGUGAGACAGGACCUCCUGGCGAGCGGGGAGAGAAGGGAGAAAUGGGGCUGUCUGGGCCUACUGGUAUGGACGGACACAAAGGAGAGAAAGGCGACUGCAGAAUGGAUGAUAACCUGGUUCAGAUGAUUUCCCAGCCAGGCCCACCUGGCCCACCUGGCCCACCAGGAGUCCCUGGGUCCCCUGGAUCUAUGGGGCUGCAUGGAAUGCCUGGUCCUAAGGGUGAGCCUGGAUUUGGAAUAAAGGGAGAGAAGGGGGACUUGGGUGCUCCUGGACCCAGAGGAUUAGACGGUGGCCCGGGCUUAACUGGGCCUGCAGGGUUGGUGGGUCUUCCAGGUGCGAAGGGAGAAAAAGGCAGACCAGGGGAGCCUGGACUAGACGGUUUCCCAGGCCUGAUGGGAGAGAAAGGUGACCGAGGGGAAAGAGGAGAUAAGGGUGACAGGGGAGGAGUGGGAAAGAGGGGUCUAAAGGGCCAGAAGGGAGAGCAGGGUCCUCCGGGCUUGGACCAGCCUUGUCCUGUGGGCUGUGAUGAGACUAAAGGUGUGUCUGAGGAGGCAGGGCUUUCUUCCGCUCCACCUCCACCUCUUCCUCCUUCCGGCCCUGAGGCCCCCUGUCCUGUGGGACAAGACGGGCUGCCCAUACCAGGCUGCUGGCACAAGUGAUGACUAACCAGCAGCAUGGAGUCUGUACAUAUUGAUAUGGUAUAUAUUGCAAUUGAAUACUACACCAACAACCCGCUCCCUUUUUUCCUUUUUUUUUUUUUAUCAUAAAACGUUUCAUAUAAUAUAUUGAGAUUUUUUUUAACAAGGACAUUCUUGAGUCUACAGUAUUAUGAAAGCUUUUUGUAGAGAUCCAGCGUCGUUGAGAAUGCAGCUGUGGUUUUGAAGAGAAGAAACUGAACUGGCAGUUGGACUCUUACUUUGAAGGACAGUCCAGAUGACAGUGUUGGAGUGCCUUGACGGUCUCGCGGCCUUACUAACAAAGCCUGACUCGCUGCCUGAUUGUAAUCACGAAUGGAUAUAACUGUGUGUGCACUUACCCAGUCUCACGGAUGCUUGGAUGGAUGGACAGAUCUCUUUGGGAGUGGCAGAUGGAGGAACGUGGGUCAGUACUCUCUUCUCCUCUCUCUCUGUUUUUUAUAAAAGGAGGAAAUGGCAAGACAGAAGCUCAAACGCAAGCGUCUCUCUCAGCCCUAAAGGGGCUCAGGGCCUGGUGGAGAAAGGACACAUAGACGGGCAGAGAGCUCAAGGGGCAGACUGGCCUUUAUGAGGCAGAGCGAGCCAUGUCGUGCCUCAAGUGUCACACCGAACACUCAGAUCCUCUGUUAUGGAAACUCUCCAGGAGGGGGCGGCAGAGAACCCUGCAUUUCCACAUUCACCUGAGAAGCGAAGGCACACCUGUGGCUGAUGAUGUUGCGCAACAGCUUGACAACCGGUCGAAGUUAUUUGACGUCACUGGCACAUAAGGAAGGAUUUACUGCACAGAUACAUUGAACAAGUUGUGGUGAUCUCUUGUACGGCUCUUUUGUAAAGGUUUUCACUCAUUAAAUGCAUGAUCAUAACAAGGCACAGCGUUGUUUAGCAUCCUGACAGCUUGUAUGACUUGUGGUCCCUCAUUGAAACCUCAAACAACAGUAGAUUCAGUUUCAUUUGCAAUAAGCAGCCUUUAAUCAUCUUUCCAUUUGAGCAAGCCACUCAGAGAAGUCAGUGAGUCUGCCUUUUAAUGGCUCACACUUGUGGCAGUGGUGACUUGUGUUCCUUUGUUAUAUUCUUACAUAUUUCAUGUCCAGUUACAUUUUGCAUUCCUGUGCAUUGCCAUGUUUGUAUAAUAUAUAGGUAGCGCAACUUCAAGGCCAGAUUUGAAGGAACCAUUUACAGUAUUUGUGAUAUACCAGUGUUUCAGCUGCCUUGACAAACGAUUGCCAAUCAGUUUUUUUCCUUAAUUUUCUGUGUAACUGUUGCCUUUUGACUGAUCAUUAUCCUUUAAUCACUGAUGAAGACAUGUUUAAUUGCUGUUGCCCUGAUUGCUCUGGACAACAGUGUAAGUUUUUGCUGCUGACUUAAAUGUGUGUUGUUUGUUUGAUAUUUUUAAAUCAAUAUUAGUCAUUUGGACUGAAGGACUAACAGACUAAAGUAUGAAAUUUGAAUCAAAUGUAUACACAAUUUUUGGGGUAAUUAUUCAUUUUUAUUCAGCAAUGCACGUUAGGACAAAGGUUUCUAACUGUCGGUUAUUUAGCAUUUUGCGUGUGUACUUUUUUCAGUUAUCACAAAAGGUUUUAGUCUUUCCAAUCAGAUGACUUUUAUUUCUGUGUUUUGGUCUUUGUAAUACUUUUUUUUUCUCAGAUGGAAUUUCUUGGUGCUUAAAUACUCUUAUGUACCCAUUUUAAAGCUCUGUUCUGCAUAUCCAUAUGCAAGACCUCACACAUGUCCACAGUUAUACAUAGAUUGUUGUUUAAAGGAAUGUUGAGUCAGAAUUACCAAGUAGGUUUUUCACUUACAAGGGAUUUGCUUUUGUUUAUGGUGCAUACAUUAAACAUACAAUAAACAUAUUAAGAGGAAUAAGAAUAAGGCAGAGUACUGCAACACUCAAGAACAUAAAUUAAGAAUAGAAAAGUUACAAUAAAAUAUGACAAAGAUAUAUUUUUUUAAAGUAUUAUAACAUAAAAAAUAUGUAUAACCUCCUGAGUCCUGAACUUUUGUUAGCUAUUUGUAAUCGACAGAGCCCGAUAAGUAUAAAAAAAGAAAUAUUGUCAACGAUAAUUAAGUCCAAAUGUCCUCAAACGAGACCAUAAUAAAAUCCCAAUGUCUUCAAACGAGUACUUCUUGAUUAAAAGCAUCUUAUUUUGUUACUAUUUCUAAAAUUGGUCAAAUUUGUUGCCAUAUCAAACUACAAACAUUAUUAAUCAUAAAUUACGAAGUUGCAAUCAUUAAAUGUGAUCAGGUUUUGGACAUUGUCCACUUUUGUGUCGGAAUCGGCUGCAGACUGACUUUGUAGAGAUGGUUGCCACCUUGUUUUUUCAUGGAUUAGUGUAUUGUGCUCUUACUACCACUAGAUGGCACCAAAAUGUGCCCACGAACAGGGACAAUAGGUCUAAGUUACAUAGAUCAGUAUAUACAUAUACAUAUAUCAGUGGUGUAGUGGAAGGUAUACGCAGGUAUACGGGGUAUGCCCACUUCUUUUUUGGGCCAUUUACAGUAUACCCACCUAUCAGCCAAAAAGCCAUUGUAAUAUAUAGGAGAGUAUACCCACUUCCUCCACGCUAACCUGUCCAUCUACUUAGUAGUACACCCACCUCAUCAACUACCACCACACCACUGCAUAGAAUGAAGUAUAAGGUCAAGUAAACCCAAAAUAUGAUGUCCUGAUAUGAGGACACAGGGUCUCGGGAGGAUAAUACAGCUGAUGAACAUGGGGAAAAAGAAAUUGUAACUGGGUGUACUGAUUAACUGGAGGCUGAUAUUGUCUUUAAGAGGCUAUGAUAUCCAUCUAUUGGUACUAACCAUUGGUACCAACCAUGUCAGCAUAAGUUGCCAUAAAGGGGCCAAAUAAUAAUAACUGGCAUGUCGAUUUUCAAAGGGGUCUCUUGAACUCUCACCUCAAGAUAUCUGAAUGAAAAUGGCUUCUAUGGGCACCCACGAGUCUCCCCUAAAUUUAAAGGCUUGUUCCCAAUAAAUGUUUUGUUUCUUACAGUCAAUGUACUCUCACAAAAAGGACAACCAGCUUUUUGACGAACAAUGACUUCCUUAAAAUGCAUUGAUAUAUAACACAUUAAAACAGGAUUGUUGUGGAACUCUAAAUGUUAACUACACCAGUAUCAGUCUAAGAUAAUUAGAAAUAUUAACUGUAACAUAAGAAACCAAAGUAUAUCAGUAUGCAAUUCCUUAACUCUCCAUACAGUUAGCCUUAUACUUCAACAGCAUAAGCAAGUUCCUGAAAUUUAGUUCUGGCUUUUGCUUUUGCCCCGAUGAAAAAUUUUCUGGGGGCACCACUGCACGAAUGGAAAAAUGUGUUUCAGUUUCUUAGUGGACAUGUGUGUAUUCUACAUUAAUAUUUGGUACACUUUUUUAACAAUAUGAAAAAUAUUCAGCAAUAUAUAUUCUGGUUAAUCGCUAGGCAUGACUGACGGACAAUCAUUUACAACAUUUUUAUUGUCAGCCUGAAUAUGAGUGUUUUACUGGUUGAUUAUCUUCAGUCACCAUCAACAUACAGGCUGCCCAAUACUGAACCCAGAAAACCCACAGUACAUUAGUAACGCUGACUUUCUGUUUGUAAUUAAAUUAGCAGGCUCAUGUGAUGUCACAAUAGUCAAGAUGAAGGCCACAUAUCUCUGUAGUGGUCGUCCCUGUUUAGGUCUGAAAUGACAGUGUGUAAGAUGACUUUUUAUCUGAAUUUUUCUUUUUGUGCAAAGCUCCUUUUACAGUAUGUAUGUACAGUAUACCUGCAAAGUACAAAGCUGAAUUACUGGCAUCACACAAAGCCAUUUCCAUAUCAGUGGGAUACAUAUGAUGUGAGUUUCUACCUAAUGUUUUAACUUUAGAAAGAUUUUGCAAGAAAAAUCGCACUGCACCACUCAUUUAUGAAGUUAAAAGUACUAGUAUAGAAAUCUUUUCUACAAAACACAAAUCUGUAGAUUAGUUGCAUAUGAUUAAGCUGAAAUAGAAAAGCUGAAAACAAAAACAUUGACUGAGAAGUUACAUUAGAAGCAGAAAGCCUAAACUGUAAACCACAUUGUUCUUAGCUUAUUUCACUGGAAGCUGAUGGUUAUCUGUCACUUAACAUUGUUAUAUGUUUUUUAUUUCUUUUGCAGAUUCUAUCAGUUUCAGUUUUAAGGUCUAAUGGGGUCAGUAUACAUGACAAAGUGUCUGAAUACAGUUUGGUGAUUUAGCAAGUCAUAUAUUACAGUAUUAGCUUGACUUUGUGAGAAUGUUUUUCUUUUCGGUUGUGUAUUUGGUUGUAAAAGAAUUAAGCUAUUUUUGUAAUUACUUCUCUAAAAAUGUAUAACGUGAAAUCCAGUCAACUAAACACGCAGACUGAAGUCAACUCUCCAGUUUCAUGUUUUUUGUCUAUUAAAGCAUAAUCAUGUAAAAUUAA
Epinephelus lanceolatus (giant grouper) is the source of this 6594-nucleotide messenger RNA. RefSeq names its product collagen type XXIII alpha 1 chain b (gene col23a1b). The record is from RefSeq and is a predicted model, not a curated record. NCBI's taxonomy places the organism in Eukaryota, Metazoa, Chordata, Actinopteri, Perciformes, Serranidae.